AAAGCAUGCUGGGAGAGGAAACCUCCAGGAACCUGAGGGAAAGAGGAAGUUCUGCUGGAAACGUCCUGUAAAGAGGCUCUGAUGUCCGGACAGCGGGAGGGAGAGCCCCGGCAUGAGGAGCAGAGAGAUCCAGUCAGAGGACAAUACCAGAGAGAUGUCCGCGUCCUCUCCUUCCACAGGACGGUCAGUUUUGUUCUUGACAGACGACUAUACCGGGAGCACAAGAGAACACCUGAUACCUACAUAUUGUAAUGCAGAUGAUUCGGUUGUCGCACCAGAUACAUAUGAAAAAUGUGCCAUUAUCCCAGUUGUACACUCAGACCUGCAAAUCAAAAAUCUGCCACCUGAUCCUUUAAAAAAGACUGUUAUGCAGAAUGCAAACCACAGAAGUGGUGCUGGAUCUCAAAGAGCUCAGAAAGGGAAGAAGUCUUAUUCAUGUCCAGAAUGUGGCAAAUGUUUUACUCGAAAAUCACAUCUUGAUAUCCAUCAAAGAAAUCACACAGGGGAGAAGCCGUAUUCAUGUCCAGAAUGUGGCAAAUGUUUUCCUCGAAAAUAUCAUCUUGAGAGCCAUCAAAGACAUCACACAGGGGAGAAGCCAUAUUCAUGUUCAGAAUGUGGCAAAUGUUUUACUGAGAAAUCAAAUCUUGAGAGGCAUCAGAAAAUUCACACAGGGGAGAAGCCAUAUUCAUGUUCAGAAUGUGGCAAAUGUUUUUCUCAGAAAUCACAUCUUGAUAUCCAUCAAUUACAUCACACAGGGGAGAAGCUGUAUUCAUGUUCAGAAUGUGACAAGUGUUUUUCUCAGAAAUCAAAUCUUGAAAGCCAUCAAAGACAUCACACAGGGGAGAAGCCAUAUUCAUGUUCAGAAUGUGGCAAAUGUUUUUCUCAGAAAUCAAGUCUUGAGGGCCAUCAAAGACAUCACACAGGGGAGAAGCCAUAUUCAUGUUCAGAAUGUGGCAAAUGUUUUACUGAGAUAUCAAAUCUUGAGAGGCAUCAGAAAAUUCACACAGGGAAGAAGCCGUAUUCAUGUUCAGAAUGUGGCAAAUGUUUUACUGAGAAUUCAAAUCUUGAGAGGCAUCAGAAAAUUCAUACAGGGGAGAAGCCAUAUUCAUGUUCAGAAUGUGGCAAAUGUUUUUCUCGGAAAUCAAGUCUUGAGAGCCAUCAAAGACAUCACACAGGGGAGAAGCCAUAUUCAUGUUCAGAAUGUGGCAAAUGUUUUACUGAGAAAUCAAAUCUUGAGAGGCAUCAGAAAAUUCACACAGGGGAGAAGCCAUAUUCAUGUUCAGAAUGUGGCAAAUGUUUUUCUCGGAAAUCAAGUCUUGAUAUCCAUCAAUUACAUCACACAGGGGAGAAGCCGUAUUCAUGUUCAGAAUGUGGCAAGUGUUUUUCUCAGAAAUCAAAUCUUGAAAGCCAUCAAAGACAUCACACAGGGGAGAAGCCAUUUUCAUGUUCAGAAUGUGGCAAAUGUUUUUCUCAUAAAUCAAGUCUUGAUAUCCAUCAAUUACAUCACACAGGGGAGAAUUCGUAUUCAUGUUCAGAAUGUGGAAAAUGUUUUGCUAGGAAAAAUCAACUUGCUGAGCAUUUAAAAAUUCACACAGGGUAGAGGUCAUUUUCCUGCCCAGAAUGUGUUAAAUGGUAUACUCGGAAAGCAAAUCAUCUGAAAUCUCACACCGAGGAGAAGUGAUAUUAAUGCCCAGAACGUGUUUUACUAAAGAAUGUAAAUUUGAGAAUCGUUAGGGAAGUCACACAGGGGUGCAGCCAUGUUUAUGUUUAGAAUGUGGAAACUGUUUUAUUCAGAAAUAAGCCCUUGUUCAAUAUCAGAGAAUUCAUACAGGGGAGAAAAAGUUCUAACCCCUUCCCAACAUCCUCCAUACAUGUAUGGUGGAUGUCGGGAAUAUAAAGAUGGUGCCCACUCUAGAGUUAAGUGAGUGCCAUAGGCGAAGCAUGCGUGCGGUUUCACACAGCAGCGUCCACGAUUGGAGAUAGCUCUGAUCGCUGACAUUCCAUCAGAUGCUGUAGCCAACUGCAACCACAGCAUCUGAGCAGUCAUUUACUGGGAGCGAGCGAGGUGUUACAGCUUGAAGAGCAUAUGAAUUAGAACCAAAGAUAACUUCAUAAAACCAAAUAUAACAAUAGUAUAUAUAAAAAGACUGGGCACAUCUGAGGAAAUUUGGUCACUCUAUUUAUUAGUUGGGCUAAAAACACACAUAUAGCCCAAAAAAAAAAAAAAAGGGAAUGGAAUAAUGUACUCGAUUGGCGCUUCAGUAAAUAGGUAUAUGUUAGACAGUAGAAUAAAUAGAAUGCAAUAUAUACCACCAAUGUAUAGGUGAUACACAAUAAACAGAGUAUACAAUAUAUUCAAUCAGUUGAUUGUGCAUCACCUAUACAUUGGUGGUAUAUAUUGCAUUCUAUUUAUUCUAUAAAAAGUGUGACCAAAUUUCCUCAGGUGUGCCCAGUCUUUUUAUAUAUACAUUUGUUCUCAAUCAGUAGUAGGGUGAUACUACUUGACUGUGAGCACCCUGGUUGGUGACUAGCAGUCCUGUGCGUCCUACUACCUUAUAUUUUCUACAAAUAUAACAAUAGCCACAUGAAGUAUAGUGAAUAAAAGAUAUAACAGAGAAUGGAUUGUAGUUCAAGGCCUUUACCAUAGCUACCAUAAAGAAACCAUUAGAGAGAUUGCUUACAUGAUAAUGGAGUAUUUUCAGUUCUUACCUAUAUUAAUAAGCCAUUUGCACACUGGUGUCUGAUUACCCGACAACAACAGCCCUUAGUUUCCCUGCUAUGAUAACAUACGAUGUGUGGAGCUCCCCUCUCAUUUUUGUUACACAGAUGUAUCCUCAUGAUAGUGAUAGAGAUGUGAAUAUAAUUUUUGUAUAACUAGAUGAUUUUCUUAUGUAUUUACUUUAAGCUGCUUCUUUAUUAUCUUCAGUGCUUCCCCCUUUGCUAGCCAAGCUGUAAGUGUAUACAACUCUGGAGAGAGAAGAGGGGGUGAAACUGCGAGCAUCGAAGGCCCCCUGGUCUCACAUAUGUAUAGACUGUAGAAGAAAGCUUGAGCCAAUGACUUAGUUAGAUAAUAUACAUGUAUACUCACUGCCUAUAAAAAGCACCUCCUUGAAGUGUCACAUAUGACAUAUGCAGUAUUGAUAUUAGUGAGAGGCCAUUACAAGAUGGCGGCUGACACCCAGAUGUUCACAUUAGUUCUCAUACCAAGGUUUGUAAGACAGUGCACCCUGCGCAGAAGCCAAGUGUUAUCUUAUCUUCUUAGCUAAUGAAAUAAUGGCAUGAGCCUGAAGAUGUAUAUACAGCGUAACUCAUUGUAAUAAAGAAAGAGAUUGCCUUGA
Molecule: messenger RNA, 3338 nt
Organism: Bufo gargarizans (Asiatic toad)
Lineage: Eukaryota; Metazoa; Chordata; Amphibia; Anura; Bufonidae
Product: zinc finger protein OZF-like
Exons: 3
Coding region: 113-1600 (495 amino acids)
Biological process (GO): regulation of transcription by RNA polymerase II
Molecular function (GO): RNA polymerase II cis-regulatory region sequence-specific DNA binding; DNA-binding transcription factor activity, RNA polymerase II-specific
Source: RefSeq, a predicted model, not a curated record